GACCUUAGGCGCGGACUGUGGGCAGGCGACAGCGGCGUGUGGAUGGAGGCCUCAGUCCCCGGCCGGGCGCGGCGGGGCAGGCGGCGGACCCGGGCCGCUGGCUCCCCGCUCUCUCGGGCCGCCGUCCUCCUCUUUCUUUCCGCCUUCCUCGUGCGGGUGACCGCAUCAGUUGGGUAUUUGGUUCGAUUACCGAGAAGCUUUCGCUUGACCAAAGAUUCAGUGAAAAUAGUGGGAUCAACAAAUUUCCCAGUGAAAGUAUAUGUCAUGCUCCAUCAAAAAAGUCCACAUGUGUUAUGUGUAACGCAACGACUACGAAAUGCUGAACUGAUAGACCCAUCAUUCCAGUGGCAUGGGCCGAAAGGAAAAGUUAUUUCAGAAAACAGCACUACACAAAUAACAUCCACAGGAAGCCUUGUAUUCCAAAAUUUUCAGGAGCGUAUGAGUGGAAUUUAUACAUGUUCCCUUGAGUAUAAACCUACUGUGGAAGAAACUGUUAAACGUCUUCACCUAAAAUAUAUUAUAUAUGCUUAUCGUGAGCCUCAUUAUUAUUAUCAGUUCACAGCUCGAUAUCAUGCACCUCCAUGCAAUAGUAUUUAUAAUAUUUCUUUUGAGAAGAAACUUCUUCAGAUUUUAAGCAAACUGGUUCUUGACCUUUCAUGUGAAAUUUCCUUACUUAAGUCUGAAUGCCAUCAUGUUAAAAUGCAAAAAGCUGGUUUGCAAAAUGAAUUAUUCUUUACAUUUUCAGUUGCCCAAGAACAUUUGUUGAAGAGACCAUUCUUUUCCACAUUGAAUUGUCUUAGCACCCUUGUUGAAGUUUCAUCUCUAGACACUGGAAAAGGACCCAAGCCAUGUACAGACCAUAACUGUGAAUCUUCCAGACGACUAGCUAAGGCUAAAAAUCUCAUAGAGAGAUUUUUUAAUCAACAAGUAGAAGCUCUUGGCAGACGUGCAGAACCAUUGCCUGAAAUAUACUACAUUGAAGGUACUCUCCAAAUGGUUUGGAUUAAUCGCUGCUUUCCAGGGUAUGGAAUGAAUGACAUGCAACAUCCAAAAUGUCCUGAGUGCUGUGGAACUGUUACAUCACGAACCAAUCCCACAGGCACAGGACGCUCAUGCAGGUCAGAAGGUUAUAAAUUUAGUUUGCUCUGUUCUCUCAGUUGUAUAGAGUAAAACCUGCCAGAGCUGCACUGGGAAGCGGGUGGGACAGCGUGAUCUGCAGCCCUGGAUCAUUUAACCCCCGUGAUGGAAUUCAUUGCCUUCAAUGCAAUAACAGUCUGGUGUAUGGAGCAAAAGCAUGCUCUUAAGUCAUUAUCUUGAGUUAUUCAGUGGUUUAUUAAAUGCAAAGUAUAUAUCUGAAAUAUUAACAUAUAAUAAAUCAUUAUUAUGCCAAAAUUAAAUAUAUCAUAUUUUACAGAAAA
This is a messenger RNA of Sapajus apella (tufted capuchin), 1418 nucleotides long. It is a transcript of the gene ZPBP, whose product is annotated as zona pellucida binding protein. Gene Ontology annotation, cellular component: acrosomal vesicle; extracellular region; zona pellucida receptor complex. Gene Ontology annotation, biological process: acrosome assembly; binding of sperm to zona pellucida. Bases 43 to 1170 code for a protein of 375 amino acids. NCBI's taxonomy places the organism in Eukaryota, Metazoa, Chordata, Mammalia, Primates, Cebidae. The record is from RefSeq and is a predicted model, not a curated record. The transcript is spliced from 10 exons.